AUUAUACGGACAAUUAGUGCAUGGCAGGAAUCUACAUACAAUUUCCAAAGUACUAAGCCUAUGGUAGCAGAUUAUGCCAUUGAUGGAAACCGUAAUAACGACCUCUUUGAUUGUGCUCACACGGAUACGACCUUCUCAUAUUGGAGCGUGGAGUUCGAGCGCAUCGAAACAGUAUCCCACGUAAUUGUCUUCUUCAGAAAUCAAAUCAGUAAAAAUUUCAGGAAUACAGAGAUGCGGUUGCUGAUUUCAUCUACACGGAACGAAUCUGAUAAUAACGUAGGUACCGAUUGUGCUUACUACGAUGGACCCCCUGAAUCGCCGUCUCCACCCGUAAAGAUCAGUUGUAAUCACCCAGUGGCAGGAAAGUUUCUUAAGAUAAUUCACUACUUUCAGAAUAAGCUGGUUCUGUGUGAAGUUGAGGUUUACCAUGUUUAAAAGGACAUAACUUUGUUUUUAAGUAAGCGUUAAAACACAACGCCUCGCUUUGAACGAAAUAUUCUUAUCAAAUUGUUGAAUAAUUUUACUUUACAUUAUGGGGACAAAAUGAGACGCCAAUACAACUGAAGAUACCAAAGUCGACAGUCAUCAGGCGAGUAGAAACUGUUGUGUCAAGCCAUGUUCGAGAA
This is a messenger RNA of Ruditapes philippinarum (Manila clam), 626 nucleotides long. RefSeq names its product fucolectin-3-like. The transcript is spliced from 2 exons. Lineage: Eukaryota; Metazoa; Mollusca; Bivalvia; Venerida; Veneridae. Bases 61 to 435 code for a protein of 124 amino acids. The record is from RefSeq and is a predicted model, not a curated record.